AUGGACACAAAAGGGAGCCGUCAUGUUUCAGCCUCUAAUUUGAUUGCAAAUCCUAUUCCUGAAGUAGAAGAUGGUGUUGUAUAUGUCGCUAUAAAAGGGUCAUUGCAUUCUAAUGAUUGUUCUGCAUUUGGAUUAGGACAGGAAGAAAUUAAAGCACUUAUCAAGAAAUUUCCAGGCUCUGGAUCAGAUGUUGUUAAUGGCAUUACCAUUAAGUCAAAUGUUCUUCAAGCUAUAAACUCUAUGGCACAGCUUGGAUACAAAGUUGUCUGUAGUACUGGGGAGACCGAAAUUACUUGGACCCUUCAAAGAGAUCUUUAA
Molecule: messenger RNA, 318 nt
Organism: Danaus plexippus (monarch butterfly)
Lineage: Eukaryota; Metazoa; Arthropoda; Insecta; Lepidoptera; Nymphalidae
Exons: 1
Coding region: 1-318 (105 amino acids)
Source: RefSeq, a predicted model, not a curated record